CUGUUUGGAAGGGUCUGCCGUAAUGCCUGAUCCGUCCAAAUCAGCUCCGGCACCGAAGAAGGGUUCUAAGAAGGCAGUCACGAAGGCGCAGAAAAAGGAUGGCAAAAAGCGUAAGCGCAGUCGGAAGGAAAGUUACUCCAUCUACGUGUACAAGGUGUUAAAGCAGGUGCACCCGGACACCGGUAUUUCUUCCAAGGCUAUGGGUAUCAUGAACUCGUUCGUCAACGACAUCUUCGAACGCAUUGCUAGCGAGGCCUCUCGUUUGGCACACUACAACAAGCGGUCUACCAUCACGUCCCGGGAGGUGCAGACGGCCGUGCGCCUGCUGCUGCCCGGUGAGCUAGCCAAACACGCCGUGUCCGAAGGUACCAAAGCCGUCACGAAGUAUACCAGCUCCAAGAUAUUUGACAACCGAAAGGAAAACGGAAGCGUGGUGGAACGCAGCGCUCCUUGCGCAGGAGCCGGAUGUAAAAAGCCGACCCCUGCUGCAGUUGUAAUACAGAAAUUAAACAGUGGGACUUCCCUGGUGGCACAGUGGUUGGGAAUCCGCCUGCCAGUGCCGGGGACAAGGGUUCGGACCCUGGUCCAGGAGGAUCCCACAUGCCGCGGAGCAACUCAGCCCGUGCACCACAACUACUGAGCCUGUACUCUAGAGCCCGUGAGCCACAACUACUGAAACCUACGUGACAGCUGCUGAAGCCCGCCCCUUGAGCCCGCGCUCCACAACUGGAGAGGACACCGCAGGGUGAGGCCCGUGCACCUCAGCGAGGAGUGGCACCCCACUCACCACAACAGGAGGGAGCCUGCAUGCAGCAGCGAAGACCCAAUGCAGCCAAAGAAUAAAUAAGUAAAUAGAUAAGUAAAAUAAAUCUAUUAAAAAAAAAUUAAACAGCGAUCUGUCAUCAACAAGUCCACACCUUUAAUUUUCUCAGUAGCUAUCUGAUUCAUAUUAAAAACUGCAAAAUUCAGUCCUCCACUUUGAAAUGGGGAUCUGCUGACUGGGUCCAAGCCCUCAGCCUCCUACCAAAGUAGAUUGGGAGUCAGUAUCUUAAUGAAAACUUCUAGUCACAUGAAAGUAGUCUUACAGAUUCACGUGAUUCUUUACCUUAAUGAGCUUAAACCAUAGGUCUAAUAAAUGAAAACUGUCUCCAGCAGAGAAUGUGAUAGUGCUAGCAGUAGGCAAAAGCACUGCUUAGUA
This is a messenger RNA of Balaenoptera acutorostrata (minke whale), 1198 nucleotides long. RefSeq names its product histone H2B type 3-B. Gene Ontology annotation, cellular component: nucleosome. Gene Ontology annotation, molecular function: DNA binding; protein heterodimerization activity; structural constituent of chromatin. Bases 23 to 640 code for a protein of 205 amino acids. The transcript has 3 exons. The record is from RefSeq and is a predicted model, not a curated record. NCBI's taxonomy places the organism in Eukaryota, Metazoa, Chordata, Mammalia, Artiodactyla, Balaenopteridae.